This is a messenger RNA of Pichia membranifaciens NRRL Y-2026, 676 nucleotides long. RefSeq lists its product as hypothetical. The record is from RefSeq and is a predicted model, not a curated record. The coding region runs from base 82 to 459 and encodes 125 amino acids. The transcript has a single exon. Lineage: Eukaryota; Fungi; Ascomycota; Pichiomycetes; Pichiales; Pichiaceae.
GGAUCCUUCACUGCACUGCAUUGCUAUCGAUCAGUCAGCCAGCACUAGUCUACCAGCAAAUCUGCCACCACCGGUCAGCGGAUGGGGACGGCGGCCAGCGAUCCAGCCAGUGCCCGGGGCCCUUCUGCACUAGCACUAGUGCGGUUGCUCAGAGGCAGUGCUGCACGACAGGCGCUACAGAUGCAGCAGGCGGCUGCGGCGCUGCUAGCAGCGAACGUUGGUAGGCGGGUUGUGAGGAGGCCUGGUGCAGCUGCAGAUCGUGUGGGUGCAGCGGCCGUUUGUUGCGCUGCUGCAGGGGGUGCGGCUGGCGUGCGGGUCUUGGGCCCCGGGAGGGCGAAGCAGGAAGGCGCGCUUAUCUGGCCAAUGGCGGGCGCGGGCCGGGGAGGACGUGCAGGAGUGCGGCGGGACGGCAUUUUUCAUGCAGAGGUUGUGGUUUUUCUGGCAUGCACGCGCGCCUGAGGAGGGGUUCCGGCGGAACAGGGAGUGGGGAGAAGUAGGCCCGUGCACCGCGACAGAACGGCGUGUCGUUGCGUGAGGGGGGAGGGAGGCUUACGUAACGGAUGGACUGGCAGGCCCGGUGGCCUCGUGGCGGCUGGCAGCAGACGGGGAGGCGGAUCGGUGGCUUGAAACGACACCCAUCUGCAACAUGCAUGGCACGCCUCUGGCAGUGUCUGCA